AUGACUGAACAGCUCAAUGAAACGUCAGAAAUCAUUCGAAGUGAGGGAAAAAAAUCCAGUAUUUCCGCAGACGAGACACUUCAGAACUCUCAGAUGUUAGAUGAUUUAGAAAACGAUUAUCAGUUUUUCCGAAAGUUGGUCAAAAACAAUAUAUUUCAAUUGACAAACGUGUCGGAUCAACGAGCGAUUUCGACUUGGCUGUGCAGAUGUGACGAGGAACGUGACAAGUCGAUAAAAUGCGGGAUCAUCAAACUGAUGCUGGUGUCGCUCCAGCACUCUUGCGGUAACAUGAAAUUAUUCAGACAUUCAGCCCCGAAAAAUUUACCGUAUCUAGUCAACACUCCGAAUCACCUCAGAGAGUUGGUCGACGACAUGUUAACGAACUUCGACUCAGACUCGGACGGCGACUAUGAAACCGACUGCAAAUCUCCGCGACGUAAAACUGUUUGUUCAUCCACCGCCGCCGUGUCACCGGACAUGACCAGCGUCGCCACUGCGUUCGCCGACGACCGUUGCGUGCAAGUGUUCUAUGCCAGGUCCGAUCAUUCAGUGAACACGUGGCGUUUACCGGAUUGCGUCCGGUUUCCAGUGAACAGCCGUUCGGCUUCUCGGUGGGAGAAGGCGUUGACGACCGGUUGCCCGCGGUCUGCUCGAGCGGCCGACGCCUCUAGAAUUGCGCAGAAGAACAUCAAAAAGGUCUGGGAUUUGCCGGUUUUCUUACCAGACGAAGGAAAACCGUGGAAAACACCGAAGUGGAAUACUAGUGAACCCGAUUUGAGUCCCAUGGAACAAAAAUGUCGUGGGUUGAUGUCAGAGCAACUGUCACGUGUGGUCGACGAAUUUCGUUGGUACGAACACAGCCGGCUGGACGGCAGUUUGAGACCUAUGACUAAAUUUUGUAUUGAUAAAGACAUAUGUAGACAGGAGAAAAACCAAUCGGAAUUGGACGAACAAGCUAUUAACGUAGCCAACAAAAUAUAUCCAGAACGUAUUCGAAUGGUCGUCGAUCCGCGUCUUAUCGCUGAGGUGAUUGGUACAGACUCACCGAGCCGAUGGGAUUCGUGA
Molecule: messenger RNA, 1065 nt
Organism: Rhopalosiphum maidis (corn leaf aphid)
Lineage: Eukaryota; Metazoa; Arthropoda; Insecta; Hemiptera; Aphididae
Exons: 6
Coding region: 1-1065 (354 amino acids)
Source: RefSeq, a predicted model, not a curated record